GAUUGAUUCCCCGCGUCUUAGAUAACAUUCGUGUAAAAUCAAUAUUCUCUGCGCAGUUGUACGUCCCCUUGUGACUUAACUAUUACUUAACCUAAAUAUUUAACAACAAAUGAACAAAACGGAACAUUUUAUUAAUGCAAUAAUAAAUGUACAUCAGGUAUUUUUAAAGAUUCUUGUCGGAAAUUGUUUACGUUGAUUUGUCAUUUGUAAAUAUUUUUUUUAUUGAAGGACUAGUAAAACAAAUACCACUAAGUGUUUAAGUGUUUAAAAAUCGAUACAGUUACGCAAAAAUUUGAAAAAUAUACAAAAACUGUGUUAAAGGAGAUGUUUUAAAAAAAAUACCAACGUCAAUAAGUUAAUUAAUCUGUUAUUUAUGUGAUGGAUUUCUGAUUCGUGAAACCAACGGGAUGAAAAUGCGCUGGAUUUUUCCUGUUCCAGUCCUCCUAAUGUCAUGGUUUGGAGUGGACGACGUGAAGGCAAACUCAUGUAUUCGAACUGCAUUAUGGACUAUAACACUCACUCCCCUAAUACAAGCUGAAUGCGAUAGAUCACGCACAAUAUACUGUUACGAGUGCGACAGUUGGACGGAUCCGAGAUGUAAGGAUCCAUUCAACUACACGGCGUUGCCUCGCGACCAGCCGCCAUUGCAGACCUGCAAUGGAUGCUGUGUCAAAAUGGUGCGGUAUUCUAAAAGCCCGUACGAGGUGGUCCGUCGAACAUGCACGUCGCAGUUACAGAUAAACCUCUUCAUGGUGGACCACGUUUGCAUGAUGGAAAGUACAGGCAAUGGUCACAUGUGUUUCUGUGAGGAGGAUAUGUGCAACGGCGCAGCAACUGUCUCUAACAUUUUAGCAUUCGCACUGGUCAUAAUAGCAUGUGCAUGUAGGUGAAGUAGCUAGGAUCGGUCGACUCGAAGGAAAUUUUGUGGGAAAUACGAAAUUUUGACAGGAAAUUUAAACUUAGGGUGAAUGUGAACCCUGUUAAAUCUAACCAGUCUUUUAACUAAAGUACUCCGGAGUAUUGUGACAAAAGAGUUCUUUAGUUAAGAUACAUUUUGAUUGUCGAUAUUUAUGAUUGUUGUGAAUAUUUCGAGAGUAAGCUAAUUAAGGAGUGUGAUUAACUUUAACGGAAGUGUAAAAAUUGUGUUUCAACUUCGUUUAGCGAUCUUGAAAUUUAAACUUAGGGUUAUGCGAAAGUUCAAAUUAGGUACGAAUGUCAUUGUAUAAGUGAAAGAUGCGAAGUGAUGUGCGAGUCACGAUAAAUAUGGUGAUUUAUCGAGUCGAUCGACGCUGCAACACUAGUUUUAAUUAAUUUUCGUCCAAUUGUAGAUGUAGAACGUGAAAAUUCACGGAAACGCAUUUUCCCUAAGGACUAGGCUUUGCUUCAUUUCUCAGAAACAAUCGCUUGCAUUCAAACACUUCGAUUCAUUCACAUUGAUAAGUCAAGUGGUCAUUACUCAUCUGUCAAAUUUACAAUUUGACAUAUUUAAUUUAUCCGUAAUGUAAUUAGUUGUCAGCUGUCGAAUUUACAGUUUGACAUAUAUUGAAUGUGUCAGUUAAGUGGUCAGUUGUCAGUUAUCCAAUUUGCUCAUUGACAGAUUUAACGUUACCAAGUGACACUUUACAUGGCCAUUUUUCAUUGUCAACUGAAUAGUUGCUCUUGGAUGUUUAACUAAUUUCAUCCCAUAUUAAUUUUAAUCCAUGUAUAUAUUAUUUUAAGGUUGUAUGACAGUGUAAAUAGAAAGAAAAAGAACUAUUUGAAAAUGCGUGUGUACCAAAUGACAUUUGAACACAGCGUGACAGAAAGUGUAACACAUGAAAGACGUCAGAAGUCAACCUCAAAACGUUAUGUCACUUUGACAAUUUCCUUUAUCCGUAAAUAGACCAUUCUUGUUUCAUUUCGAUCGAUGGAGCUAAAAGACAUAUCUUGUGAAAUCAGACACACUGACACUUUACCACUUUUCUGUUUUUCAAUGUCAAUUGUCACUUCAAGUCUCUUAUUGCUCUUAUCUCUAUGAACUUCUUCUCUAUCACUUAUUGUCUAGAAUCAAAUUGAAAACUAUUUAAUCUGGUUUAGUGGAUUUAAUAUACAAGAAUCCCUUUAAGUAUUUCGAUAAAGUGAAUAUAAAGUACCUGCCAAGCAUUUCGUUACACAUAGUUGGCAAAUAUAGAUUAUAGGUAUAUUUUGUCUAUUCCAAAGACAAUUUAUAUGCGUAGAUAGAAUGUAAAUUGAAGGGGGAAUGCUGACGUUGCCUCGCCACCGCUUUACAAUAUGAUUUAGUAAAUACAGCAUUUCUCUAUGAAUUCAACGACAAUACGUUGUUAUUCAAAUGUCAUUUGACAGUUGACAGUAAAGAGAAACUAUUCUCUUGAUAUAUGCUUCGAAUAGCUAUUGUCUUUAUUGCCGUGUCUGCAUAAAGAUUUGUCAAAGUUACAAGUUAAAUGCAAAAUGUUAGCCACUGAGUGGCCCUACUGAUUUGUUCGUAACUACUGAGUUUUCCCCAUCGUUCCUAGUGUGUUUAAGCAAUAUAUAAUCCUUAGCUACUAUUAUCUAGCUAAUUGAGGCAUAUACUAAUAGAACACGAUAAAAUAGGUAUAUUAGUUUAGAGAUGGAAUAAUCGCUUAAAGUUUAUCUAGACCAAAAGAUUUGCUCAUAGACGCACUAUAGAUAGAAAUGUUGAAGUGGACUAGCGUGAACUGCCGAUUUGUAGGUGAAUCGAUUUAUAUUCAAAUAGAGUGUUACAAUAUUAAAUUAUAAAUCAGAUUCGAAUUGUGUAAGAACACUUCGUUUUUUACUAAUACUUGUAUACGUACGUACAUAUGCAUCUCCAACUUGGGCGCUCACUAAAGCAUAGCAUGCGGUGUAUCGAUGGAGCGAUGAUAGGGAAGAAAGCACAAAAUAAAGAAUACAUCAACACAAGAACUAAGAUAACAGAUGACGGGAUAUCGAGGAGGCCUUUGUCAGAAAAGGUCACACGGAUACCUAAAAAGAAUGAGAUAUAAAUGCUAGAAGUUAGCAUCUCAAUCUAAUAUUUGUUGUUAUAAAGAUAAACGUAACCUAACUGCAAUAAUCUCCCGGAAAGAUCAACUAUUUGCCUUAAGGAAACGUGAAAAUGUGAUCCUUGACGAUCGAUAAGCACCUUGAAAUGACUGAACAUGUUUUACAUUGGCGAAGCGUGACAAAUAAACCAAUUAUUAUACGCAUACUUAUGUAAGGGAAGCCACACUAUUGGUAUUACCACCUACAUAUUAAGCGGAUAAGGCUGUAUUAAAAUUCUUGAAAGAAUCUUUGACUGCGAUUGAAGGUCGAAGCAUAUAAUAAUUUGGUGUGAAAGUUUUCGUCGAAAUUCGUAUCUUACGUUAGACUGUUCUAAUCAUUUUUAGCUUGAUAUCGAAAACCUUACAUUUUCGGUCCCUGGAUAUAUUGCAAGGAAAUUAUAAUCUCAAUAAAAAAACCAUUUUUGAAACCAUUAAAAACUGAUGAAAGACAUUCCGAAGAGACAAGUUUUUUUUAAUUAUAGGACCUCUACAUAAUAGCCUACCAGGCACGCGAUUAGGCAGCAGUGGAAUGACAAAUCUGCCAUUUAAAAGGGGAUUUUAUUUGCUUAAAAGGCUUGGCGGCUUCCGCCGGUCCCGGGAGACAACUACCCCGGAAAUAUCCUCAUGGUAUGUAUAGGCAAGUUGGAGUUACUUCUUGUGCUAUUGCUAACAUAUUUGUCAAAUUUAUGGCAGAUGUCCAAGUGACUAUUAACAUAUAUUCCAAAAAAACUUCCGGUCGAGUCGUUAGCUUGAGUCCAAACGGAGCUGAUUUCUACUGCAUAGAGAAUUAAACAAGAAACAUUGAGGCAGUAGGGAGUUGAAUAACCAAGUUGAAUGUCCCUAAGGCAGAUAAGAACAUGUCCUCCCAUAUUCUUAUCUGCCUGCCCCUCUUCUGUUGUCCACUUCUCCCACGAAACUUUCGUUUCGUACCAUUCCGUUACAAACAAAAAGUAUAUUUAACUAUCCUAGGGCGAAAAGACACGACAGGGAGUAAUAGGAAUUUGGAAGGCCAAGAAUUAUUUUGGGAUUCGGUAGGUGAGUUAUAUUAUCACGUAGGCCUCUACCAUCUGUUUCCAUUCCUUUCUAAUGUUAGCUCUUCUUGUCCAACUUUUUCCUUCUUUUCGCUUUAUUUCGUCUGCCCAUCUCUUCCUCUUUUCCUUUGUCCUUCUCGUGGUUGUCAUUCUGUAAUAAUUUUUGUCCAUUUCAACUGCUCUCUCGUCAUGUGCUCGAACAGAAAUAGGGCAAGAGUGAGUAAGAGUGAGGAUAUUCUUACACAAUUCGAAAGACACAGUUUCGGAGCAACUUCAAAUAUGACACCAGCAUGGUAUCACGGUGCAAUAGUGCUCGCUUAAUUAUAGCUAUUGAUCGCUAGUUAGGUUACACAUAAGUUAUGAAAAUAAACACCAAUUAAUCAUUAAAGUCGAUUGUAAAUGUAGUCAUAAAAAAGUUCCCUUUUAAUCUAUCCUCAACUUUGUCUCUCGCUUGCAUUUACACAUUCUACUACUCCUUAUGUUACUUUUAAGAAAACUUCGCGCUACUUCGUUUAUGUCAAAAACAGAUACGAAAUUGUCAGAAGCAACUAGUACGAGUACAUUCAAAUAGUUUUUUUGGCAAAUUUGAGCGAAGCGUAUUUGCAACUAAGGAAUGAAACAGCGAGAGUCAUUUCAUAAUGUCAUAUUCUGACAGCUGGGUCGUAUUUAUAUAAUCUGUAUAAUUUACUAGCCUAUAACGAAACAAUCUUGAAAUGGCGGACUUGCUAUCUUGCUGAUAUCGCUCUGUACUAUCACAGCGUACCAAAAGCAAUUACGUUCUGUCAAUUUUAAAAUUAAAAAUAAAUUGUAUGUCAAGCAUAUUUGGCCCCCAUUUUGGUAUUGUUUCGUAAUUUUCUACGAAUAAUAAAUUAUUCUACUCCAAACUGUUCACUGUUCAACAAAUCCAUUUAUUGUUACAUUUUUUUAUUAAUAUGUAACUUAGGGAGUAGUGUGGUGCAUAUUCGAAAAGAACACUAGCAUAAAAAUAACAGUUGCUCAUAGAUUAAAGUGCGUUUAUACAAUGUUAUUUUUCAUUGUUAUUUUAACGGAUUAAAAUAAUUUCGCUACACUCGCAUAGUUGCUCUUUGUUGACAAUCAUGUGACAAAUCGACUCAAAAAUCUAAAGACCGAGUUAGGCUCUUCGUCGAGUCAACAUUCAACUUUGUGGUGUUAAGAAUUUCCUAACAGAUACAAUAUUAGUGUUAAUUAUAGAUAGAUAAAUUCAUUCAUAAUUGAAUCCGAAGUAUCUUGGUUUGCAUGUUUAUUUAAGCAUGGACGUGCACUGUAGUGGGGUGGACACAUAUCAAACCAUUAAAAUUGUAUGCACCAAAUAACUUUAACAAUAUUUUUGUAAAGGCUUUAGGCGUCAGAAUAUAUUUAUAGUUUGACAAGUGAAUUCUGAUCGCAGUUUGCUCAACAGUUAUGUCAACAGAUCUUGUCUUGAUAAUUUGAUUGGUGCUACAGUACAUUCAUUCAUAUCACCGUAGAGUUAGUUUUUCUCUAUUUAGAUUUUAACAUAUCUUAAGGGCUAUGUAAUGACAGAAUCAGCAGUUCUUAUUACUCCAAUUUGUAAGUGCUGAGUUUGUACAAAGAUUGCCCAGGAGCACUGUCGGCAUGAGCGGAAUGCGUUGAUCAAAACUAAUCUUUUAUGACAUUAAAUUAUGACGGCUCUAUAAUAUUUUGCAAAAGUUUCAUAAGUGGUUGGCUAUAACUUCCAAAUCGAAUAUUUACUCAAAUUAAUUUAAUGUCAUGAUCAACAGAAAAUAGCAUUAAAGUAGCAGAUAAGCUUUCACUAAUAAUUUCACUGUUAUUUUUAACUGCACUGUUAUUUCGCUUGAAAAGACAGUUAACGAGAUGGGAACUGCUAUCGGCUAUUUUUCACUGUGCUGGUCACGUGUUUAAGUGUGAAUAAUUGAUAUGUUGUAUAUAAUGUAUCAUGCAUUAUGUACUGGUGUAAUUAGGCCUACAGAAUUAAAAGAAAAAAAAACAUUAAAUAAAACACAAACUAUGAACACAAUUUUGUUGACAUUGAAUAUAUAUAUUUUAAGAAAACGAAAAUAGCCGAUCAGUUUCCAAAGAAAUAAUGUGACCUGUUUGUUAUUUUUCUUGUGUAAUCAUGGUCUAUCUGUCAACGUUUUUGACAAAUGACAGACGACGACCAGUUCGUAAAUCAUAUCAUUCUGAAAUAGCUCUUUAUUCUAUGUAAUAAAGACAAUCUUUAAGAGCCAAGGAUAUUUGGUAUUUCAGAACUGUCAAUUGUCUAAAAAGUUUGUGUCUCUAUGUAAAAUUGCUCGAAAUUAUUACAAUAAAUUUUACCUUCAAAAUGCGUAAAAUAUUUACAAUUAUGAUUAGUUUCAUCUGUCUGUAAAAUAAA
This is a messenger RNA of Pieris brassicae (large cabbage white), 6443 nucleotides long. It is a transcript of the gene qvr, whose product is annotated as protein quiver. NCBI's taxonomy places the organism in Eukaryota, Metazoa, Arthropoda, Insecta, Lepidoptera, Pieridae. The transcript has 6 exons. The coding region runs from base 408 to 890 and encodes 160 amino acids. The record is from RefSeq and is a predicted model, not a curated record. Gene Ontology annotation, biological process: positive regulation of voltage-gated potassium channel activity; regulation of synaptic transmission, cholinergic; sleep.